This is a messenger RNA of Passer domesticus (house sparrow), 2620 nucleotides long. RefSeq names its product receptor accessory protein 1 (gene REEP1). NCBI's taxonomy places the organism in Eukaryota, Metazoa, Chordata, Aves, Passeriformes, Passeridae. Gene Ontology annotation, molecular function: microtubule binding; olfactory receptor binding. Bases 201 to 1034 code for a protein of 277 amino acids. The transcript has 9 exons. Gene Ontology annotation, cellular component: endoplasmic reticulum membrane; cytoplasmic microtubule. The record is from RefSeq and is a predicted model, not a curated record.
GCGGGCCCUGCCCAGCGUGGGCGGCCGGGCCGGGCUGCGCGGAGGCUGCGGGCGGUGCCGCCAGUGAGGCUGCGCUGCGCUGCGGGGCCGGAUGGCCGAGCCGCCCGCCCCGCGCACUCGGGCGGCGGCCGGCAGCGGGCGAGGACACCGGGCGAGCCCUCCCUGCCGGGAGAGCCGGCCCUGCGGCACACGGCAGCGCCAUGGUCUCAUGGAUCAUCUCCAGGCUAGUGGUGCUUAUAUUUGGCACACUUUACCCGGCAUAUUAUUCUUACAAAGCCGUGAAAUCAAAGGACAUCAAAGAAUAUGUCAAAUGGAUGAUGUACUGGAUCAUAUUCGCGCUCUUCACGACAGCAGAGACAUUCACGGAUAUCUUUCUUUGCUGGUUUCCAUUCUACUAUGAACUCAAAAUAGCUUUUGUAGCUUGGCUGCUGUCUCCAUACACAAAAGGCUCCAGCCUCCUGUACAGGAAAUUUGUUCAUCCAACCCUGUCUUCAAAAGAAAAGGAGAUCGAUGACUGCCUCAUCCAGGCGAAGGACCGGAGCUACGAUGCCCUUGUGCACUUUGGGAAGCGGGGGCUGAACGUUGCAGCCACAGCAGCUGUCAUGGCAGCUUCAAAGGGACAGGGAGCCCUGUCUGAGAGACUACGGAGCUUCAGCAUGCAGGACCUGUCGAGCAUUCGCGGAGACAGCAGCAGCACCGUUCCUCCCUCGGUCACUGUACGAACAGGUAGCAAACAGAGCCACCCAAAACCAUCCAGAAGUGCAUCAGAAGGCACUGGCAGCUCAGUGUGCACGUGUUGCUCGGUAUGCCGACUCCUCAGAGGUGAAAUAAGUGUGGACAUUAGGUAUGAGAAGCCACCUGAGACAAACUGUGAAACAAAAGGCUCAGUGUUCUCAGAUGAUGAAGAGAAUGAUUGUGCAUCCGUGAACAAAAGGCCCAAAAAGAAGGAUCAACCCCUUGAGGCACCGCCUAGGACUCUUAGACCUCGCUUCAGGAAGAAAAGUACCUCGUCCUCUGCCACUGAAACAAUGUGAGUGCAAUGAGCCAAUAGCACCAAGAUCCACAGAAUGUCUCUCUUCUGCCUUAAGAGCUACUCGUUCAUAACGUAGGAAGCAGCAGUGGGAUGGAUGUGCUUUGAUCACUGUAGACAUGGCCUUUCUCCUCCUCUCUCCGCAUCCUUCUGUGGCACGCUGCUGUUUGUCCCUGACGUGGGUAGGACAGUCUGGCAGGCACCUGCAGGUGAGGGGUCCUGGUUUGGUUUGCAGAGUGUGCACCCACCCACAGUGUACAUUUACAGUUUCAUUUGUGUCUGCAUAGCUCUUGCUCUGUGAAUGCCCAGAGGAAACAACAAUAAUCAGUUACUCAUGAUGCUACAUUGACAGUGUAUUUAUUUAUGGCUUUAUCAUGGAUGAAGUGGAUUUGCAGAACCCAUGGAUUUCUCUUUCCUCCCUUCCUCCUCAAGACUGUGAAUGAUGUAACAAAUGUCAAAGUACUCUGUACAAAAUGUCCAAGAUUUGUUAGCAAAAGCUGAGCUGCAGCUGCGUUUUUCUGCAAGUAAAUCACAUGUUCUGAGAAAACCAUUGUGCUAACAGAGACAGAACCACUUACAGAGGAUGAGGAAGUGAUGUGCAAGAGAAAAAAAAUUUGUUUCAAUGAUGUAAUGAAGGGAGAGUCCUAAUUUUGAUCAGCCUGAGCCAGGAGAGUAUUUUAUGGAAAAUGAUGCGUAGAAGAACUAAAUCCCACCAUUUGUGGCCAAUGUUCUACUGCGAGUUUUAAAGUGUGAGCAAGCCAGGCUUGAGCAAGCUGCAGCAACAGAAAUUAGAAUUGCUUUAGUGAUGCAUUUCCAGGGGAAAACACACCUUUCUCCCCUGCUGCAACAGUGCCAGUCCCAGCACUCUGCUCUGCUGCUGAGGAGCUGCUGUUCUGCUUGCAUGAGCAGAGGAGGGUGCUGGGUCUGAGCUGCUUUUUGAAGCCUGGAGUUUCUCCUGUAGCAUGGAGUUUGGUUAGAACCACAAGAACCAGAUGGAGUGGUUUAUUUGUAUCCAUAUAUAAAUGGGAAAUAUAAAAGAAGAGGAAGACAUGGUAGGGUUUGUGUAUUUGUGCUUCAAGUUGGUGUCUCUUGUAAGUGUUGAGCAUGUGAGAUUCACACAUAAGUUAAUUACGUGACCCUUUGUGUUUGCUCUCAGACCUGUCACAUAGACUAGAAGAGGAUUUAGCAUUUUGUAGGAUGUGCCAUCACCAAUGGAUCAGCACAGGGGCUCGAUGCUGUCACUGUUCAUCUGGCUCAGGUGCAGCAGCCCAGGGUGCCAAAAGCCAGCUGGAGUGUGCCAGGCCCAGAGAUAACUCUGAAGUGGCCUUUGAAACCAUUUCUCUGCCAGGUGUGCAUCCAUAUCCCAGCUGCCCAUCUGGUGGAUCCCUGAGCUUUUCCUACAUGUGUGGGGCAGAAAGAAAUAAAUUACGCGCACACAGAAACGUUUAUCUGACCUGGCUAGGAAAUAGAAAAUCAAGCAGGUGUUUCCUGUGUCUGCCACAGUAUUUGGCCUCAUUACCUGAGAAUUUUAUUUUUAUGUGCUGAUUCAGUCAUAUUUUGCAAAUUUUGAAAAAUUCUUCAGAAAGUAAA